ACCGACAGGAAGAGGCGCAGAAGAAAAAAAAACCAAGAUGGCAGCGGGUGCGGAUCACGGGCUGAAAAGAAUAGUUUGGAAAAGAAUACAAGACACCAUCAUUGCAGACUGCAGAAAAUCAGAAGUAUGGAAGAUAUUGAUUCUGGACCCCUUCACCACCAAGCUCCUCUCUUCAUGCUGCAAAAUGUCCGAUUUGAUGGCAGAGAAGAUCACAAUUGUGGAGGACUUGUACAAAAGCCGAGAGCCGGUUCUAGAAAUGAAAGCCAUCUACUUCAUGACACCAUCUGCCGAGAGUGUGCAGGCCUUCAUCAAUGACUUCAAGCCCAAACCAAAAUACAAAGCAGCAUACGUUUAUUUCACUGACUACUGCCCCGAUGAUCUGUUCAACAACAUGAAGCUGUACUGUGCAAAGCACAUACGAGUCUGUAAGGAAAUUAACAUAUCCUUCAUGCCACAGGAGGCACAAGUGUUUACAUGUGAUAAUCCUGGGGCUUUCAAAAGCAUCUACAGUCCCAACAGCCAGGACAAAAAGAAGACACUGGAGACUCUCGCAGACCAGCUUGUCACGCUGUGUGCCACGUUGGAUGAGUACCCAGGGGUCAGAUAUAAGAAAGACAACAACAUGGAGAAUGCAAAGAUUCUGGCCGAGCUGGUGGACAACAAACUGGCCAGAUACUUUGAGCUGGAUGACAGUGGUAAGAAAAAGGGAAAAACUCAAGCCCAGCUGCUUAUAGUGGAAAGAGGCUUUGACCCUGUGAGCCCCAUCCUGCACGAGCUGACCUACCAGGCCAUGGCCUACGACCUCAUUGAUAUCCAGAAUGACACCUACAAGUACAAGUCUAAAGACGGUGCAGAAAAGCAGGCCGUGCUCAAUGAGGAUGACAUGCUCUGGGUUCGGCUGAGGCACAAGCACAUCGCGGAGGUCUCAGCUCAGAUCCCGAAGAUGGUAAAGGAGAUAUCUGCCAGCAGGAAACAACCAGACGGGAAGAUCACAAUUAACAAUUUGGCCCAAAUGAUGAAGAAGAUGCCGGCUUUUCGUAAACAACUGACUGAGAAAACGGUUCAUCUGCAGCUGGCUGAGGACUGCAUGAAGCAUUUCUCUAACAACGUGGAAAAGCUCUGCAAAGCCGAACAGGACCUUGCAGUAGGUUCAGAUGUGGAGGGCGUGAAGGUGAAGGAUCCUAUGAGGACCCUGCUGCCUGUACUGCUACACCCAUACAGCACUCACGACAAGAUCAGAGCUGUGUUGCUUUACAUCUUCAGCGUCAAUGGAACAACAGAUGAGAACUUGAACAAACUUAUCCAACACGUUAAGAUCGAAGCCGACAGAGAGUUUAUCCUGAACUGGAAAGAACUGGGUGUUCCCAUCAUAACAUCGCCAAGUUUCUUCAGCCGCAAGCCGACCCGACGAGAUCGUUCUCAGGAGGACACCUACAACCUGUCCAGAUGGACUCCUGUCAUAAAAGAUGUGAUGGAGGAGGCUGUGGAGAACAAAUUGGACGUCAAAGAGUGGCCACACCAGUCUGAGAGUCCUGCUGCCUGGAACGGCUCUGGGGCUGUCAGUGCCCGACAGAAGCACAAACCCAGCUCUCAGGACGAACGGCGGACCGGCUCUCGCCUCAUCAUCUUCGUGAUUGGAGGAGUCACCUACUCUGAGAUGCGCUGUGCUUACGAGGUCACUCAGGCAGUGAAGUCCUGCGAGGUUAUCAUCGGGUCAUCCCACAUAUUGACUCCCACUGGCCUCGUGAAUGACAUCAAGUCCCUGAGCAAAGGCCCGAUGGAAGUCUUCACAAUAGAUGAGAGGAACAACGCCUGAGAAGUCUGCCUUCCACAGUGUAUUUCCCCAAACUCCCUGUUUUUCCUAUGUCUCAUUUUUCCCAGCACAGUGCACUCAACUCGUCUUCCUGUUUGGAAUACUGAAGGGAAUUUACUUUAUACACAACUUUAUUUCUUUUCAAACAUGGUAUGCAAACUGUUGUAGGGAUGAGGGAAAGUUCUCUUUUAUCUUAGUCCCUACUUAGUAAAAUGGUAUGCUUCAAACGUGUUGCAUCAUGUUGAGAUUUGAUGGUGAGAAAAGUUAACCAACCUCAUCCUUGCAAAUAUUUUAUGUAAAAACUGUCUAACCUGCUUAAUUGUUUGUGCCUUGGCCAUUAAAACAUUGUGGUGUUACAGGUUGAAUGAUCUUUUAAAGAUGUUGAGAGACGAAAUGAUUGCGAGUAGAAGCAUUGACCUGAUGUGUGUGUAUAUACUGUAUGUAAGCACUGAGCCCCUGCUGUGUCAUGCUGACUUUUUCACUUCUGUUCAGAAAUGCCUAAUGUGCUUUGAAGAGUUUUUAACCUAGAGUAUUUACGUUUUCCUGUAAUUGAACAACUGACUAAUAAAGAGAUGAAGUGGUUCAUA
This is a messenger RNA of Salarias fasciatus (jewelled blenny), 2400 nucleotides long. RefSeq names its product syntaxin binding protein 3 (gene stxbp3). The transcript is spliced from 19 exons. The record is from RefSeq and is a predicted model, not a curated record. Lineage: Eukaryota; Metazoa; Chordata; Actinopteri; Blenniiformes; Blenniidae. Gene Ontology annotation, biological process: vesicle-mediated transport. Bases 38 to 1816 code for a protein of 592 amino acids.